Molecule: messenger RNA, 2760 nt
Organism: Arachis stenosperma
Lineage: Eukaryota; Viridiplantae; Streptophyta; Magnoliopsida; Fabales; Fabaceae
Product: pentatricopeptide repeat-containing protein At5g02860-like
Exons: 1
Coding region: 81-2540 (819 amino acids)
Molecular function (GO): protein binding
Source: RefSeq, a predicted model, not a curated record
AAGCUUAGAUAAGUGAGUUGCAGAAGCAGAAGAAGCAAGUUGAAGAAGAAGAAGAAGCUUCAGCUUACAGCUUUGUUUUAAUGGAGAUAGCACAAAAGGUAGCACUUCCUCUUCUCCUCACAAAAGGUUCCACUUCCAGACACCACUCUCAUUCUACCAAUGCUAUUUUUUCAACACCCACAACCUCCUCACCUUCUUCUUCUUCUUCUUCACCUCUCAUCCACCACCUCAAUUCCGACUCCACCUCCUCCUCCCGCCGCCGCACCUCCACCUCAAUCGGCAAGUCCUCCGACCCCAACCGCGGCAAGCCUUGGUUCAACCACCACCGUCUCUCUCCUCCAGCUCAGCGUCUUCUUCAAACCCUAACCGAUGCUCAAUUCCACGAUGACUCUCUCGAAUUGGACCACCUUCUAGAAUCUCUCUUCGACCACCACCAGCAGCAACUUCCAAAUUCCUUAUCCUCUGAUAUUCUCGCCAUAAUCAAGGCCUUAGGGUUUCACAAGAAAUACGACCUUGCUUUCUCCGUCUUCGAUUGGGUUCGCCGCAGAGAGAAGGAGCAACCUAACUCCGCCUCCCCUUCUCUCUUGUCUGGCUCCUCCAUCGCCGUCAUCGUCAACAUUCUCGGCAAAUCGGGUCGGGUAUCCUGUGCUUCCUCAUUGCUCCACACUCUCCGGCACGACGACGGAGUCGAGGUAGACGUCUAUGCCUAUACUUCAUUGAUAUCUGCUUUUGCCAGCAAUGGCAGGUACAGGGAUGCAGUCAAUGUCUUUAACAAGAUGCAGCAAGAAGAUGGCUGCACUCCUACAUUGAUUACUUACAAUGUCAUUCUCAGUGUUUAUGGCAAGAUGGGCAUGCCUUGGUCUAAGAUCAUGGCUCUUUUUGAUUCCAUGAAAAAUAAUGGGGUUUCCCCUGAUUUAUAUACUUACAAUACCCUCAUUAGUUGUUGUCGUCGCGGUUCUUUGUACCAAGAAGCUGUGGAACUCUUUGAACAGUUGAAGCUUGCCGGGUUUUCGCCCGAUAAGGUUACCUAUAAUGCGCUGUUGGAUGUGUUUGGCAAGUCUAGACGCCCCAAGGAGGCUAUGCAGGUGCUAAAGGAGAUGGAGAGUAAUGGAUUCUCUCCCACUUGUGUGACUUAUAACUCGCUGAUAUCGGCUUAUGCCAGAGGUGGUUUGCUGGAGGAGGCUACACGCCUUAAGAACCAGAUGGUGGAGAAAGGGAUUAAACCGGAUGUGUUUACCUACACCACCCUUUUGUCGGGAUUUGAGAGAGCCGGGAAGGAUGAGUUCGCAAUCAAAGUUUUCGAGGAGAUGAGAGCCGCAGGAUGCAAGCCUAAUAUUUGCACCUUCAAUGCUCUUAUCAAGAUGCAUGGUAACCGGGGGAAGUUUGCGGAGAUGAUGAAGGUUUUUGAGGAUAUCAAGGUGUGCAAGUGUUCGCCCGAUAUUGUUACUUGGAACACCCUUUUGGCUGUGUUUGGACAGAAUGGAAUGGACUCCGAAGUCUCCGGAGUAUUCAAAGAAAUGAAGAGAGCAGGGUUUGUGCCGGAGAGGGACACCUUCAACACCCUGAUAAGUGCUUACAGCAGGUGUGGUUCCUUUGAUCAAGCAAUAGACGUUUAUAAGAGCAUGCUGGAAGCAGGGGUGGCUCCUGAUCUUUCUAGCUACAAUGCUGUUUUAGCUGCAUUGGCUCGAGGAGGGCUUUGGAAACAAUCCGAGAAAGUCCUUGCAGAAAUGGAGGAUGGCUGGUGUAAACCUAACGAGUUGACCUACUCUUGUUUACUUCAUGCUUAUGCCAAUGCUAAGGAAAUUGAAAAGAUGAAUGCUUUGGCCGAGAGAAUAUACUCUGGCUCUAUUGAGACACAUGCUGUUCUUUUGAAGACCCUUGUACUAGUAAAUAGCAAGAGUGAUCUCCUAAUGGAAACAGAGCGCGCCUUUUCGGAGUUGACGAAAAGAGGAAUUUCGCCCGACAUAACUACUCUGAAUGCAAUGAUUUCAAUAUAUGGGAGGAGGCAAAUGGCAUCUAAAACCAAUGAGAUUCUGAAUUUCAUGAGUGAGAGUGGAUUCACUCCAACUCUGACUACUUAUAAUAGCCUGAUGUACAUGUACAGUCGUUCUGAAAACUUCCAAAAAUCAGAAGAAAUCUUACGGGAGAUUCUGGAGAAAGGUAUGAAACCUGAUAGAAUCUCAUACAACACGGUCAUCUAUGCAUAUUGUAGGAACGGUAGGGAGAAAGAAGCGACACGGAUAUUUUCCGAAAUGAAGGAUUCUGGUCUUGUUCCUGAUGUUGUAACAUACAACACGUUUAUUGGAACUUAUGCUGCUGACUCUUUGUUUGUCAAGGCUAUUGAGGUAGUUCGAUACAUGAUAAAGCAAGGAUGCAAGCCAAACCAAAAUACUUACAACUCCAUAGUUGAUUGUUACUGUAAGCUCAAUCAGCAAGAGGAGGCAAAAGAGUUCGUUGAAAACCUUCCUAAUCUUGAUCCACAUGUUUUCCCGGAUGAACAGAGAAGGUUGCUGGAGAGAAUAGCAAAUAAAUGGCAGUAAGUUGUUCCAUGUCCUAUACCUGAAAGAUGCACAUAUUAUAAUUGAUGUUCUUCAACGGGUGGCACCAUGCAUGUUUCUUGAGGCUGCUAUAAUUUAGCUAUAGGGUUGCUUUAUAUAUGUAAACAAUAUUCAAUCAUUUUAUUGAUGUACCAUACUAGCUGUACAGGAACUUUCAGUUGUUUGUAUGUGCAAAAACAUUGCAAAUUGGCAUAUAUGCCAU